Molecule: messenger RNA, 4266 nt
Organism: Odontomachus brunneus
Lineage: Eukaryota; Metazoa; Arthropoda; Insecta; Hymenoptera; Formicidae
Gene: Rnb
Exons: 6
Coding region: 149-2752 (867 amino acids)
Biological process (GO): anatomical structure morphogenesis
Cellular component (GO): cytosol
Molecular function (GO): protein binding
Source: RefSeq, a predicted model, not a curated record
ACAAGUGAGGCUACGUUCGCUCGCGUGGGGCGACGCAAUUUUGAGGUUAUGUUGCUUCGCAAGUAAUUCUGUUUUUCGACUGAAAUUAUCUGAAAUUUCCACAUACGGGCGGUUACGCGCGAUAUCAUUGACGAAGAAGGAUACAGCGAUGUCGGAGUUGUUGGACAUGCAAGAAUUGAAGGAGCAUGUUCGGGUGAAUAGCAAGAGUGGCAUCGUCACCUGCCUCUCCCAGCUCAGAAACGAGCCAUUGCGUUGCAAAAAUUUCAUCAAACACGGAGGCCUUAAUAUUCUUGUGAAUUUAUUGCGCAAUCCACACAGCACCAUACUCAACAUGUGCUUGAGCAUUUUGGCAAAUGCAUGUAUAUCCUCAGAUGCCAGGGAGAAGAUACGAGAUAGCAAUAUAGGAGAUAAUAUAAUACAUAUCAUGAAAAAUCAUGCAUUGGAUUCUACAGUACACUGCCGCGUUUGCAGACUCGUUGGUAACUUAUCAGAAUGUAGCUGGCAUGCAAAGUCAUUGUAUAAUAAUGGAGUAGUAGAACCACUUACCACAUUCUUAAAAUUAAAAACAACUAGGCAAACUUAUUUAAUGGCAAUCAGAGCUAUAAGAAAUAUUUGGAGUGUUUAUAAAGGUAGUAGGGAAAAGAUUAUACACUUACAAGCAGUCAGACAGAUUGCUCAGUUAUUUGUUAUGGCCAAUGAGAAGACAAAAGUCAAUACCAAAUACACGGAGCUUGUAGACGUUUGUCUUAAAGCCAUGUGUACGUUUCUUGUUACACAGGACGAAAACGCCGAUCUUGUACGAUCUUGCAGUGCGCAGAUGGAGGCAGACAAAGAUAAACAAGGUUACAAAAUCCUCAUAGAGUGCUGCAAAGUUGGCAACAACUUAGCUAUCAAGUGCCUUUGCAGUCUCUGCUUGUUAAUGAGUUGUCGGCUAGUGUUGGGUACUCUCGGUGCCGCGGAGCUGCUUAUUACUCUCACCAAAAAUGGCAGCACUAACGGCGAGUUAUCUAGGCAGCUGCUGGUCUCUCUGUGCCUUUUCUGCCAGGAAUCUGUACAUCGCAUGAAAAUGAAGGCUGCCGGAUUAGAGGUGUUCGUGAUAUUACUGAAACGACCUCAACUCGAGAAAUAUCAUUUUAUGCUUCUGGAUGCACUUAUGCAGUUCGCAUACUGUGACAACAGCAUUAUCACAUUGACGAAGCACGGCCUAGUGGAGGUCUUGAUGACAAAAUUGAUGGACUCGAUCGCUGAUACAGCGGUCCUGGACGAAACAAGCGAAUUGAGACCUGUUAAUAAUAUUAACGCGUCAAAUAAACGCUGCUAUGGUUCCACACCUUGUCGGAAGUACAGUCGGAUCAGUGAAGGGAGAUAUAACAGAUACUAUACUUUACACCGUUUUGAUGGUGACUCAAGCCCGGGAAGUUCCACUAGCGUUUCCUCGUCGCCACCUAGCACACCACCGUUAUUGUAUUACGAUUCCAUGAUGGAGACCGAUAUAGAUGAUGAUAAUUACAGCCCGGUUUACAGCGACACGGAAUGGGGCGAUGAUGAAGAACCACAGGAUGAAGAAGCCGAUUCCUUGAAGAGCUGCAAAUCGCUGAUUAUCAACGCGGACAACUCUCGCGACUCUGAGAAGACCAGUACAGGAAUUUUUUGCGUUUCCAUAGUGUUGAUGUUGUUACAUAGAGUGAGCUUGCUUCCUCUACCCAUCGAUAGGCUGGCCGAUCCCAUGACCAUCAAGUCCCUGUUGAUUUACAUAAAUCGUACAAAACACGAGAAGGCCAUCACUAUACUAAACAGAAUCGUACGAAACCCAGCGUACUUUAUGCCGCUACUGAAGCAGGGUUUCGUGUUUGACGCACAAGGUAUGCCGGAACGAGAAGAAUAUCUGCACCACCUGCGUGAAGUGGCGGAGACCGGUGGUGCCAUCGGCCAAUUAUCGUCGAUGUUACUGCGUGGCGAGGAACAGCAUAAGCUGAUCUUCGCAGUGUCGAUACCAUUUCUUAUCGUACAGUCGCGCGUUACUCUCAGAUCUCUGUUGCACAAUCACGGUGGAUUGCAGAUGAUACUGCGUUUGCUGAGCGAUCCGACGCACGAGCUGCAUGAGCGAGCGAUUUGGUCGAUCUGUCGCCUGGCGGUAUCGCUACAGAUCCAACCGGAAACUGUGGAUAAGUGUUCCAUGUCUGCGAGCGACAGCCUGUCGUUUCGUACUUGUAUUCGCGAUAAUCACAAUCCUCUGCCAUUGUCGAUCGUGACGUUCGAGCUGGACGACGGUACGACCGUGGACGCCUGCAGAAGUAUUCUCUGCCAACGUUCCGAUGCUUUCUCCGCGAUGUUAGAAGGUAACUUCAGUGAAUCUGGUAAGCGACGAGUGCGGCUGAGGAACGCUUCUCGCGAUGGACUGAACACACUGAUACUGGCGGCGAGCGGAUCCGCCUAUAAACACCGCAGCAUCGAGUCGUUGUUGGAUGCGGUGUUGUUGGCCGACAAGUUUCUCAUGCCGGAUCUAUCGGAUGCGCUCACCGACAGUUCGGUCGCUAAGCUCAGCUACGAGAACUUCAGCCGCGCCUGGUGGUGGGCCAAGACAAAUGCCUGCCAUGAGCUCCGAUCCUGCUGUGUGAAAACUUUCCUCACUGCGAACAUGACGAACAGUCAGACCGUGCAAGCGUUCCGCGACUUCUUCGCAACCGCCGCCUUUGAGGACUUUCUAUGCGACAUACGGGAGAUCAUUAUGGAUGUAUUGUGCCAACCUUAGACUACAAUCCGAGAUGUACACUGGUUGUCAAAACAGUUUAAACAUUUUUUUUAUGCAGUUUAAAACAUAAAUGAUCCAAUGAAGAAAUAUAACUUUUGGGAAUUAAAAACGAGACUUCUCUUAUUAGAUCAGGGCUCGGAACGGUUUGCCAAUUCUCAGGAGCUACGCCUUCUAUCUUCCCUUUGCCGCGAGCGGGCCACAAAAGUGACAGUCAAGCUUCCAAGCUUGAAGCCGCGACUGGCCGCGACUGUCACUUUUGUAGCCCGCCGCGCGGCAAGGGGGCGAUAGGAGGCGUAGCUCCCGAGAAUCGACCGAAAUUAGCAAACCGUUCUGAGCUCUGUAUUAGAUCAUCGGCUAUGUUUUAAAAUGCAUUGAGAAUACAAAUUUUCAAACUGUUUUCAAAGUAUAUAUGCUAUCAUGCGACUGAUGCUCGAUUCGACGGUCACUUAAUUUGAAGAUUACUUGCGAUAAAGAAAUUUUUUCUACAAGUAUAAAUAUAUAUAUGAAUAUAUAUAUGAAUAUAUAUUUAUAUAUAAAUUUAUAUAUAAAUUUAUAUAUAUAUAAGUUAUUUAUAUAUAAAUAUAUGUAUUUUUUUCGUAGUAUUAUACGAAAUUAUUGGGUGUGUUCAAAUAACACAACAUUUGUGCAAUCAAUGCCUCUGAUUAUGAAAUAUACUUUCAGAUUCAUGGUCAGAUGAAUGGUCAGAUGGUCUUUCAGAUCUAGAAGAAUAUUCCAGUGAUAGUGAGUUGUCAUUUAACUGUUUACUCAACCGUUAUGUUUUCUAAAUGCAGUCAUAGAAAUCAAAAUCGUUAUUACAAGGGUCGUCCCUCAAGCGAAUUAUUUUAACUUUUAUUGUGACAUUUAUUUUUCUCUGAGAGAAACUUCAAGAAAUUGUACAUUGAAUCAUUUAAUGUUUAUUUAAAGCUUUUGCUAAUAUAUAUUUAUUUAUGUGUAGAUGAGAGAUAUUAGAUAUAUCUCACAUAAGGUACGUAUAAAAAAGAGAAAAGAAAGAAAUAUAUGUAAUCUUAAGAUGUAACAUCAAGUUAAAACUAAGUUUAAUGAAAUUAAAGAUUAUUAACUCAAUUAUGGUCUAAGGCUGUGUUCCGAUAUUCAUUACUAGUACUGAAAAUGUAUAGUUUAUGUCACAUAUAUUGUAGAUUUUCAGUACUGGCAGUGAAUUUCGGAACACAGCAUAGAUCGAUCCGAACGCUCGAAGCGGUUUCUAGGAUGAAAAAAGAAAACUAGUAUGUUGUUACAGCUUAUAGUCAAUUUGUUUUUAUCUAUUGUAGCAAACUUCUUGUUAUCUGCGAAAUUGUGUAAAUUGCAAAACUAUUAUAAGUAUUCUCAAUAAUAUUGUACCUAUUAAUGUUGUAUAUACUCCAUAAAUUGUACUAAACACAUCAGCGAGAGAUGUAUUCAUGAUGGCUAGUUUAUAAUGUCUGCAUAUGUGCUCGAAGCAUUUGUAUAUACACUGACGAAAUAAAAAUAAUAGGAUUUUUAAAUCUUAACCCAUA